Megalops cyprinoides (Indo-Pacific tarpon) is the source of this 2439-nucleotide messenger RNA. Its product is annotated as dynamin-1-like protein. Gene Ontology annotation, cellular component: microtubule; mitochondrion; membrane. The transcript has 20 exons. Gene Ontology annotation, biological process: mitochondrial fragmentation involved in apoptotic process; mitochondrial fission. The coding region runs from base 118 to 2304 and encodes 728 amino acids. Lineage: Eukaryota; Metazoa; Chordata; Actinopteri; Elopiformes; Megalopidae. Gene Ontology annotation, molecular function: GTP binding; microtubule binding; GTPase activity. The record is from RefSeq and is a predicted model, not a curated record.
GCCGGGUAGGUUUAAUGGUGCCUUUACGAGGAACGCUGGAUGACUUUGUGUCAGUAAUUCACAGGGUGGUUAGCUGUCUGGUCCAUUAAUUUUGGCAGGUGCCAAUUUUGCUGAACCAUGGAGGCUCUCAUCCCCGUUAUAAACAAGCUUCAGGACGUCUUCAAUACAGUGGGGGCUGAUAUUAUCCAACUGCCACAGAUUGCCGUAGUUGGAACACAGAGCAGUGGGAAGAGCUCGGUGCUGGAGAGCCUUGUGGGGAGAGACAUACUGCCGCGGGGAACCGGCAUCGUCACGCGUCGCCCCCUCAUCCUGCAGCUGGUGCACGUGGACCCUGAGGACCACAAGAAGGCCAGCGACGAGAACGACCCCAACUCAUGGAAAAAUGGGCGCCUUAACAAAGGCCUGGAAGGAGAAGAAUGGGGCAAGUUUCUUCACACCAAAAACAAGAUCUACACAGACUUUAACGAAAUCAGGCAAGAAAUUGAAAAUGAAACCGAAAGAAUAUCUGGUCAUAACAAGGGUAUCAGCGAUGAGCCCAUUCACCUUAAAAUCUUCUCUCCUCAUGUGGUGAACCUCACUCUGGUGGAUCUUCCAGGCAUCACAAAGGUGCCUGUGGGAGAUCAGCCCAAAGACAUCGAGCUCCAGAUCAGGGAGCUGAUCUUGAAACACAUCAGCAACCCCAACUGCAUCAUCCUGGCCGUCACAGCCGCCAACACGGACAUGGCCACCUCCGAGGCGCUGAAGGUGGCCCGGGAAGUGGACCCUGACGGCCGCAGAACCCUGGCAGUGGUGACUAAGCUGGACCUGAUGGACGCAGGCACAGAUGCCAUGGACGUGCUGAUGGGCAGAGUCAUCCCUGUGAAACUGGGCCUGAUUGGGGUGGUGAACAGGAGUCAGCUGGACAUUAACAAUAAGAAGAGCGUGGCAGAUGCCAUCCGGGACGAGUACGCCUUCCUGCAGAAGAAGUACCCCUCUCUGGCUAACCGAAACGGAACCAAAUACCUGGCCAGGACUCUGAACAGGCUGCUAAUGCACCACAUCCGGGAUUGCUUACCGGAGCUGAAGACGCGCAUCAACGUGCUGGCGGCGCAGUACCAGUCCCUUCUGAGCAGCUACGGCGAGCCCGUGGAGGACAAGAGCGCCACCCUGCUGCAGCUCAUCACCAAGUUCGCCGCCGAGUACUGCAACACCAUCGAGGGCACCGCCAAGUACAUCGAGACGGCCGAGCUGUGCGGAGGCGCCCGAAUCUGCUACAUCUUCCAUGAGACGUUCGGGCGCACGCUGGAAUCCGUGGAUCCACUGGGCGGCCUCACCACCAUAGAUGUGCUGACCGCAAUCCGGAACGCCACGGGCCCCCGUCCCGCCCUCUUCGUGCCAGAGGUGUCCUUUGAGCUGCUGGUGAAGAGGCAGGUGAAGCGGCUGGAGGAGCCCAGCCUGCGCUGUGUGGAGCUGGUGCACGAGGAGAUGCAGAGGAUCAUUCAGCACUGCAGCAACUACAGCACACAGGAGCUGCUCAGAUUCCCCAAGCUGCAUGAUGCCAUUGUGGAGGUCGUGACCUCCCUCCUCAGGAAAAGACUGCCAGUUACCAACGAGAUGGUGCACAACCUGGUGGCGAUCGAACUGGCUUACAUCAACACCAAGCACCCUGACUUCGCCGAUGCCUGUGGCCUCAUGAACAACAAUAUAGAGGAGCAGAGGCGUAACAGAAUGAGGGAGCUGCCCUCUGCAGUGCCCCGCGAUAAGUCUUUAAAGGGUCCUGGCGGGCCGGCUCCGCCCCCUGGCGAGGGCCCCGCCCCCGCGGAGGGGGAGGGCGCGAAGGCUGCUGGAGGCGGGACUCAGGGUGACCAGGAGGCCGGGACGGGGAGCUGGAGGGGUAUGCUGAAGAAGGAGGAGGGGCAGCCUGAGGACAAGAGCAAGCUCCAGGCCUCUCUCCCUGCCAGCCCCCAGAAGGGCCACGCCGUCAACCUGCUGGAUGUGCCUGUUCCAGUUGCCAGGAAGCUCUCUGCUCGGGAGCAGCGGGAUUGUGAGGUCAUUGAGAGGCUCAUCAAAUCCUACUUCCUCAUCGUACGAAAAAACAUCCAGGACAGUGUGCCCAAAGCUGUGAUGCACUUCCUGGUGAACCAUGUGAAGGACAGCCUGCAGAGUGAGCUGGUGGGGCAGCUCUAUAAGUCCGGGCUGCUGGACGACCUGCUGACGGAGUCUGAGGACAUGGCUCAGCGGCGCAAAGAAGCCGCCGACAUGCUGAAGGCCUUGCAGAAAGCCAGUCAGGUGAUUGCUGAGAUCAGAGAGACCCACCUGUGGUGAAACCCCGCCCCGAGUCAAUGCAAGAUGUGCAAGACCGCCAACUUGAAAAUGCACUGUGGUAAAUGGUUGUGUAAUGAAUAUAAUUUUAUUUACUGUACAGAUGCAAAGGCUAUUGCAUAUCACCGCUGACCUGUG